AUGAAGAUUCAAGUGUUAAGACUCCCAUCUAAAGUGAAUCUUUUAUACUUAAAAAAUGACGAACAAAAAAUAUUAAUAAACAUGAAACCACUCGGUAGAUGUCGGGAAAUAAGCUGUGAAAACCCUAAUGUAAGCUCUGAGAAAUUAAGAACGAACAGCAUGCAGGACAUCGCAAACAAACGUCUUUCUGUACAGAAUGAUCGGAUUACAAGGUAUGCAAGCCCUAAUCGCUUUGACUCCCGUGCUGUCCCAUGCAGCUUCUUGGAUUCAUAUAGAUCUUACAGAUGGCCUCAAAAAAAUGAAACGAACUUUAAUAGAUCCAAAUUUAGAUCAUCUAUGCAAACAAGCCUUUCCUCCUAUGCAGUUCCCUAUACAGAGGAAUAUGCUUUUGAUAAAUCUAUACCCAAGUUUACUGGACAGAAUCCAGAAUCCGUAGUAACAAGUAAUGUAAAAUUCUGCGAGAAAAACAUAUCUUCCCUAAUUGGUAAUGAACAGUCGACUGGGAUUCCGCCUGCAAGAUAUGAGUCGACUGGACCAUGUAUCUCUAUUUCUAGACAAUGUUUAACAAAUGUUGUGAAAGCACCUAACACCAGUCUUAGUAACACUACUACAAAUUGUAAUUCUAAUUCCCUGAUAAAACAUUUCAAUGAAACCUCGUCCUCUCCGCAUAACAUAUCUUCUACUGCCUAUCGAACUUUACCACGGAAUUAUCAUCAGCAUCAUAAUUAUUAUUAUUAUGUUUCACAUGAAAAUCAAUCACAACCACAACCCCAGCAACAAUUGCAACCACAAACACAAUCACAACAUCAAUGUUAUUCUUUUCAUCGAGGAUCUACGCAUCAUGCUGUGACCAGUUCAUUAUCGCAUCCAGAAAUUUCUAAAGCAAAUUUAUUGCCCAACAGGUAUUCAGUUAUACCUCAGACUACAUUAAAUAAUAAUAGUGAUAAUAAUAAUAAUGAUAGUAACAGCAAUAACAAUUACAAUAAUCCUGUGUAUAAUGUUAGUAAUAUGAUCAACCAGUCAAAAUGUUGUAUUAUACCUUCGUCUUUAACAGAUUACAGUAUUUCAAAAAAUAAUUUUGAGCUACAGAUGAAUCAGGAUCAUUCACUUGUGAAUCAUAAUACAGUUGAAUGUACCAACUCCUGUGAGAACGAUUCAUCAAAUAAGUUCUGUUUACCGAAUUAUGACAAGUGUGAUAAAACUCAUAAUGAUAAUAAUAACAAAACCGGAGAUAAUGCCACUAUGGAAAUUCAACUAAUAACAAUAAUUACACAGGAGAAACACAUAAACAAGCCAAUUAUCCAUUUAAGGGAAAUUCAUUUCGCUCAGUUAAAAAUAGUCAUAAAAAUCGAAUUAGAAUUACUGGUACCUGAAAUUAAAUUAAUUGAUUCAAGACCACGAACGCGAUUGUAUAUUCAAUCGGGAACAAAAACGCAUACAAAAACAAUGACACUUCGAAAAGACUUAAUAUCUGAUGACAGUUUAAGUGAAGAACAAGAAUUUCAUCGAACCGGUUUCAUUUCUCUGCCUGAUCGAAGAUCAUCAUCAUCAACAACAAGAAAAGGUGUUCAUCAACUGCCAACAUCCCCUUCAAUGCCUCUGCCGAGUGAAACACCAUCUGGUCGUUGGAUAUACAAUGUAAAUCUCUCAGAAAUGGAUUAUACCAGUGAACCGUAUAGUAUAUGUACAUCACUUGUUGAAUGUAAGCAGACAGACACAGAUACAGUGGAUAGUCAAAAUGAUCCAGAUCUUACGGAGAAAUUAGAUUAUAUUGCCUCUGAAAUUGGUCUAUUACAUCAUAAGAAUUAUAUGCGACGUGAGCAUUCACAAUCACCACAAUGGGAUAUUAAUGGUCUACUAUCAACAAUCAAUCCCUGUUCAGAAUCAGGUUCACCUAAAGUUGGCUUAAACCAUUUUGUAUCCCAAGGGACACCAACUAUCGUCUCAAAUCCAGCAUCUAUCAGUUCACUUACAAAUGAUACUAUUGCACUUCAGACAAAUUCAACAUCUUCAACUAGUCCUAAAAUUACUGAUUCAAGAUGUAGAAGUCAUUUUUCACGUGUAGAUGCAGCUUUAGUAGCUAAUAACAAUAAUAAUAACAACAAUAAAGAUACGCCACAAAGUCGACCAAGUAGUACAGGGAGUAAAAUCUUCAAACGAUUUCUACGUCAUAUAUCACCGAAACUAAGACGUAGUUUUUCAGGAUUUUCAAAUAGAAGAAAAAGUGAAACUCGAAAACACCAGGAAACAGAUCUCCAGUUAACGGAUUCACUUAACCAAUCGACUUCAGCAUUUGAACGUUGUAAAUCAGAUCGUCAUUAUUCGAAAUCAUUUCUUUGGUUAAUUCCUCGUUGUUCAAGUCGUUCAAAGGAGAAUAAAGAAAAGGAAAAAGAAAGAGAAAAGACAAUUGCAGAAGGUGAUCAAAGCAGUACAAUGUGUCCAUUAAAUGUUGAUGCGCAUUCCCACAAGACAGUAUCACCAGUUGCUGUGAUAGACAACAGUUGUAUGUCAGAUUCGUCAAUUACACCGAUGGUUAAAAAUUCUCAUGAGUCGAAACAACAAUUUUCAUCAUCUACACUACCUACAUCAUCGCAUUAUCAAUCCCAUCCGCGUUGUUCACGUUAUCAAAACGGUUAUAAUAGUGGCAAUAAUAAUGAGCAUCACAGUCAUCAGCAUACACGUCCUCUGAGUAUUGCUUUGCCAAUUGAUAAUGAAGAAAGAAAUGAAACUUCUCUUGAUUCAUGGUAUUCAAGUGGUCAAUCACAUCGUCGUUGUCAGACAGAAUAUUCUCCUAGAUAUAAAGAUUUUGCUACUUCUGCAUCAGCAGAUUAUUCAGGACCUAUUUAUCUGAAUGCAGCCUUGAAUGCUUUCGGUUAUGGAUGCAGACCAGAAUGGAAGCAGUUUUGUGUUUCUCCAUCUGCACGACGUUUAGCGCAUGCAAAACAAUCGUUGAGAAUGAGACAAAUGAAGCGUAAUUCACUUGACACAGAAUUAUACACAGACAUAUCAACAGGAGACAUUCAUGAAUCUCUUAAUAAUACUAAACAUGUUCUGAAUAAUGAUCAGCGUAAAGAGACCAUAUCAUUUUAUCAUGAAAAUGAAAGUGGCUGUAAGAAUGGGGAGAAUUCUGUUGAAAGUAAGCCUAAACAAACUAUUGGAUAUUAUUGUGAUAAUGAUAAAAAGAACGGAUCAUUGUCGAAAAAUGACAAGAAGUCUUCAGAAAACCUGGAGAUGUCUGCAGUCAAUGAUAACAAUAAGAGUAAUUUAACUGAUUCAGAACAGAGUUUCAAGAUUUCUGCGCAACACCUACAGAAACAUAAUAAUGAAUCUACAUCCCUCGAAACUGCUCAGGUGGUGGUUGGCAGUAAUUGCUCUGAAACAGGAGAAAGCACUGAACAAAUCAACGAGUCGGAAAAACAAAACGUUGACAACAAUAUCAAAAAAGAGAAAUUCCCUGAUGUAAUAUCAGCUAUCCCGUCAAGAACUCCACCGAUUAAACGUAGAAAUACAGCACUUGCCAUUAAAGCAAAAGCAGCUAGAUUAAGACAACCGUUGAAUACCUUCUUACCUAAAGGUAUGCUUGGACGUCGUGAUAAAUUAACAGCAGCCUUGUAUAAGGCUGGUGAAGUUAUUGAUCAAUCGGAAAUGAUUACUCAGUCAACGAACAAGAAAGAACUUACAACUUUAUAUGAAUCUGAACACUCACCAACGGAACAAGAGCACAAUACUACUACUAGUAAUAAUCAUAAGAUUACAACAGAUUCACAUUUUUCAUUAUCCAUCUCACCGUCAAUUUCAACAUCACAAAGUUUUAGUGAAGACGGUGAACGUAUUAAAAAGUUGUCAUCUUCUUCAAAUGAUGUACACAAUCGAGCUGAAAUCGCUAACAGUCCAUCAGAUUGGAUUGAAUAUGUAAAAAAUCCUGAAAUUAAUAAAUCUGAUGUAGAAUUGUCAAUGAACGAGGAUGUGGAUUUUGUAUUCAAUUUGUUAAAGAAUGUACAAACAUUUGAAUGUCAAUUAGCAAAUGUAAUCAAUAUGGCUAAGAGUGAAUUGAACAAAGAUAAAGACUCUGAAGAAGACAAGGUUUCAAGCAUAACUAGUGAUGGACAGCAUGGUACUCCAGUGACAACAACUAAUUCGGAUCCAGUAAACAAUGACGAACUGCUGACAGGCAUUGGUCAUGCACAAAUGUUAAUAUCUGGGAAUCUUACAACCUUGCGUAAAUUGUGCAAAGUCUACUUAGAAGCAAAUUCACAAGUAAAGAAACGUCAGUCAAUUGAUUACAUUCCAUUGAGAAGUGAUUUAGAAGGCUAUUGGGAUUUAAUUUUAAUACAAUAUCGACGUUUUGAAUCACAAUUUCCACAUUUAUGUGACUGGAUUUCAAAAGAUUUUCGUAAUGAUUUACAGAAUUUCGUCGAGAAAUCUGUUGGUUAUCAAUUUGUGCAAAUAUCUGAAGUUGAAAGUUCUAAACAGUUGGAUAAUGAGACUACAAGAAGUCCUAGGAAGGAGUUAAACAUAGCCGCCUCUAAAAGUCAAAAGCAAUCUCCUGGAAAACACACUAACUCAAAUAAAACCACUCAAUUGCGUAAUGCUGCCCGUGAUCGAAUUGCCAAUGCUCGUAAAAAAAUGAAAGAGAAAUCACAACAUAGUGAAGUUGACGCCAACGCUAAUGAUAAGAUUGAAAGUGAAUCAACCGAUGUUAAGACUAGUGGAAAUUCUCUAUUUUAUACUAUUGAAUAA
Molecule: messenger RNA, 4740 nt
Organism: Trichobilharzia regenti
Lineage: Eukaryota; Metazoa; Platyhelminthes; Trematoda; Strigeidida; Schistosomatidae
Source: the annotation of a GenBank genome assembly